AUGAAGUCGUAUAGUCUUCAGCGUAGGGCUCCACCGGCGGAAGACGGCGCGCCAGUGCUCCGGCGGAGCGCGAGCGCGAAGCAGGCGUCCUCCCCGUCGCCGCUCAGCGUCUCCUCCUCCUCCUCCCAGUACCAGUCGGCGCGCGCCUCGACGUGCACGGCCAACGCGCCUGCCUUCGCGCGCCACAAGGCGCCGUCCAUCAACUGCAUGGCGGCCACCUCCACCGACACGCCGCCGGCCACCCCCAGGGGCACCAAGCAGCAGAAGCCCAAGUCGGCGUCGUACUCGUCGAUGUUCUCCCCGAGGAAGCUCAUGCAGCGGGCCUCCCGCGCCUUCCGCGGCAGGUCGUCCCGGCACAAGAGGAACUUGGCGGCGGACGUCGGCGAAGUGGACAGCCCCAGGUCGGUCGCCAGCAAGGGGUCUGACGCUGAAAGCAGCGUCUUUUCCUUGGACGAUCAGAUCACCGACGACGUCGUCGACGCCGGAGCCGCCUCCAAGCAGGAGGAGAUCGUGCCGGAGAAGAUCAUACACGAGGCGAACCCGCCGUCGCCCGUGAUCAAUCAGCUGGCGCCCGUGGCGGAGGAACAGGAAGAGGCGCGCAAUAACUCGCCGAAGAAGGAGGAAGCCGCCGCAGAGAUGGAGAAGGAGGAGGAGGAGCCCAAGAAGGAGGAGGAGGUGCCCAAGGAGGAGGAGGAGGAGGUGCCCAAGAAGGAAGCUCCUCCUGCUCCGGAUGACACCGUCGCCGAAGUGGACAAAAUCGCGGCUGCCAAGAAGCAGCAGCGCGAGGAUGAAAUCAAGGCGGAGGUGGUGUGGAGGUUCCAGGGCUGCCGGGUGAGGACGUCGACGGGGAAGCGGUCGUUCGACGCUGACACGCCGCGGCGGCGGGAGUCGGCACGCAGCAACGAGGCGGUCGAGGAGGCGCGGAUCAAGCUGCUGGAGCUGCGGCAGGUGAACAAGGUGAAGGCUCUCGUCGGCGCCUUCGAGACCGUCAUGGACGACAACGAAAGCCCCGUCGCCGCCCGCAAGUCGCGGCUGAACCCCCACGCCUGA
Molecule: messenger RNA, 1050 nt
Organism: Triticum turgidum subsp. durum (durum wheat)
Lineage: Eukaryota; Viridiplantae; Streptophyta; Magnoliopsida; Poales; Poaceae
Source: the annotation of a GenBank genome assembly